This is a messenger RNA of Argentina anserina (silverweed cinquefoil), 882 nucleotides long. Its product is annotated as palmitoyl-monogalactosyldiacylglycerol delta-7 desaturase, chloroplastic-like. Gene Ontology annotation, cellular component: endoplasmic reticulum membrane. The record is from RefSeq and is a predicted model, not a curated record. Lineage: Eukaryota; Viridiplantae; Streptophyta; Magnoliopsida; Rosales; Rosaceae. Gene Ontology annotation, biological process: lipid metabolic process. Bases 1 to 882 code for a protein of 293 amino acids. The transcript is spliced from 5 exons. Gene Ontology annotation, molecular function: oxidoreductase activity, acting on paired donors, with oxidation of a pair of donors resulting in the reduction of molecular oxygen to two molecules of water.
AUGAAGAGCCUCAUAGCGAGUAUUGUUAUGACUCCCUUUGUACAGCUUGGGGGAAGACCAUGGAAUUUGCAUGACAUAAUUACAGCGACUACUCUACUGGCCUUCCAUGGCGUCUGUUUGUUUGCUCCAUUCUAUUUCACCUGGGCUGCCUUUUGGGUAGCCGCAGCACUCUAUAUCCUCACCGGUUUGGGAAUCACUCUGGGUUUCCAUAGACACCUUGCGCAUAAGAGCUUCCACCUCCCCAAAUGGCUCGAGUACUUGUUUGCCUACUUCGGGGUUCUAUCACUUCAGGGAAGUCCGAUAGAUUGGGUGAGCACACACCGGUACCAUCACCAGUUUACAGACAAAGCGAAAGAUCCUCACAGUCCCUUGGAUGGUUUUUGGUUUAGUCAUAUGGGUUGGAUCUUUGAUAGCAACUCUCGUUAUCGAAUCUAUGGAGGACUGAAGAACGUAGAGGAUAUGAAGAAGCAGUGGUUCUAUAGGUUUCUUCAUUAUACGUACCUUGGACACGUACUUCUUUCUGGAGCUUUGCUCUAUGCACUGGGCGGACUACCCUUUUUUAUUUGGGGAAUGGGAGUGAGGAUCGUAUAUGUUCUACACUUCACUUUGCUAGUGAACUCGGCCGGUCACAUCUGGGGAAAACAAGUAUGGAACACCGGCGACCUGUCAAAGAACAACUGGUUAUUGGGAUGGAUCGCACUUGGAGAAGGGUGGCACAACAACCAUCAUGCAUUUGAGAACUCAGCUAGACAAGGUCUGGAAUGGUGGCAAGUCGACCUGACUUGGUACGUAAUCAGAGCUCUUCAAGCAAUUGGUUUGGCAACCAACGUCAAAACUCCUACUGAAUCCCAGAUGCGUCGCAAAGCAGCCCUCGCCAAGUAG